AUAUUUUUAUUAGUAAUGGAUAACACCUCAUGGUUACUAUCAAAUCUUUUUAAAAUAACCUUUUUUGAAACUCUUCAUGCAAAAAGUUCAAAUUCCAACCCAUGUUCUCCAAGAAAAAGUACUGGAAGGCACGGAGGAGGCGAUGCUCCCUCUUUAUCUGAUUGCUCUUGCAAUGCUCCGAAAUGCUCAACGAGUACCGUCUGUGAUCGUGGCAAGACUGGAGCUGGCGUCACUGGUUCGCGUACUGAAAACAGAGAAACUGAAAAAAGUUCGAACUAUUUGGCCGCUGGUGCCAUUAAUCCCGGACUACUCCGACAUUUACAUAAUGCCGCCCGAUACAGAUUACCACAGUGCUUCGAAGGUGCUUGCGUCUCAGUCAAGCAGAGUUCCGCUAGUAAUUGGAUUUUCGGGCACUCUUUAUCCUUCAGUUCAGUUUCUCCUGGAGGUUACAAAGUGCUAUUAUCAUACUUGGACAAAGAUAAACCCACUGGAUUGCCAUACUUUGUGAUGGAAGCUGCUCCUGGUGGUCAGAUGAGUUGUGAGUUCCGCGUGGGUCCGACACAGGCCACUCGAGCCACUGUUGUUGCACAAAUUGCUAACGGAAAAUUCGAUAGCUUCGAAAGUAUUGUCGAUGCAUAUUUUAAUAGCUUCACUGCUUCUGUUAUUGCUGUAAAUAGAGAAUUUAUUGCAAUACAUUAUUUACAGGCAAUAACAGAGCGUCUAUCGCUGGGUGCAGAGGUGGUGGGUAGAGGACGCGCACCCGAGCUGACGGCAACGUCCGCGGCGGCACGCUGGGCCGGUGAGGAGCACUCCGUAAGCGCCACGCUUGGCAGCCGCGGACUCGACCUCUGUUACGCGCGCGUCCUGCGACCGCACCUCACCGCUGCGGCUAUGCUCGAGGUCGGGUUUGCGAUUCGUAAGGCUGUGGCUACAUUAGCGUACGAAUGGCGGGCGGAAGACUGGACAGUUCGCGCUUCUGUGGACUCAGACGGUCUAGUGGGAGCGACGCUACAUCGGGCUCUCGGAGGCCGACGGGCGAAGCUAGCCUGCGCCAUUUCCGCACUUCUAAAUCAUCCUAAUGACAAAUUUAGACUCGGCUUUGGUGUUACUGCUGCUAUUGUAUAAACAUGUUUUUGAAUGUUUUUUGUAAUUUUG
Papilio machaon (common yellow swallowtail) is the source of this 1155-nucleotide messenger RNA. RefSeq names its product mitochondrial import receptor subunit TOM40 homolog. The coding region runs from base 16 to 1125 and encodes 369 amino acids. Gene Ontology annotation, biological process: protein import into mitochondrial matrix. The transcript is spliced from 3 exons. The record is from RefSeq and is a predicted model, not a curated record. NCBI's taxonomy places the organism in Eukaryota, Metazoa, Arthropoda, Insecta, Lepidoptera, Papilionidae. Gene Ontology annotation, cellular component: mitochondrial outer membrane translocase complex; mitochondrial outer membrane. Gene Ontology annotation, molecular function: transmembrane protein transporter activity.